CACCAAUCCAGUAUACUAUUCGCCAAAUGGUGCCAUAAAAUACCGUAAAUUUACAGUCCACUCCCUUUCAUGGUGAAUCAGUAGAUAAUGAUUAGCCUCAAUAAAGUAGAGUUAAACUUUGACUUAAGCAGGAAGCUCUGCAAGAUUGAAACCACAGUCUUUUGAGGAGAGGAGCUCUGCUGACAGGUUUUGUUGACCGGGACGAUGAGAGGUGCACAUUUGCUACACUUGACCCUUCUCGUCAGCAUUGCUCAUGGGAUAGGUCUGGAGGACAAAAAGGGGCCAUUAGAAAAUAAAGUUUUAGAUGUGCCAGAGGCUACACCUGUGCCUUAUCCCAUUUACCAGAAAUCUGUUCUUUGUUCAGUUUACAUCUGCAUCGGAAGAUGUCUCUUCAUAUCAUGUAAGUGGAGAGACCGAAGAAAAGAUCAGUAUCUCUCCAGACGGUUGGCUAUUCCUGGAGCAUCCUCUGGAAUGGAGCCCUGGGAAAAAACACCAUCUAGAAAUUGAAGCACAUUCAGCAGAUGGUGAAACUGUUGAUGGGCCUUACUCGCUGAUUUUGCAAGUUGUGGAUGUCAACAACAAUGCCCCUGUCUUUAUAGAGAGUCAGUACAGUGGCAGUGUUAGAGAGCAUUCACCUGCAGGAUUUGUAUUCAUGCAGGUGUCCGCAUCAGAUGCAGAUGACCCCAACACAGUAAAUGCUCAACUGAAAUACAGCAUUGUGAACCAAAUCCCCAAACCCAGAGACACGAUGUACUUUGACAUAAACCCAGACAAUGGAGAGAUCUUUAUAACAGACGAAGGAGCAGAGUUUCUGAGUGCCAGGCCCACUGUAACAUACAGCCGUGGUGAGGUCCGUGGCAGUCCUGAUGUCCUGAGGAAGAAGUUUGAGGACUACUGUAUUCCAAAGAACAACAUACCACUAGAGAGCAACCCCUUUUACACAUGCGUCGAGCGUGUUGAAAGAAGACAAAUUAAUCUUCACCUGGAUCCAGACUAUGUACUGAGCGUUCGUGUGGAAGAUAUGGGAGAUCCAAACGCUUUGAGCAACACGGCACGAGUCAGCAUAGAUAUCAUUCAAAACCUCUGGUUCAUCCCUGGACCAAUCACCAUUAAAGAAAAUUUAGAUGAGGAAUACCCUAUGUAUCUUACCACAGUGCGCAGCAAUGAUCCCACCGCACUAUACAGGCUGGUACAGAAAGAAAAACUUUCCUUCCCCUUCACCAUCAAUCAAGAUGGAGAGAUCCAUGUUACAGCACCUCUGGACAGAGAAGAGAAAAAUAUGUACAUAUUGGUGGCCAUGGCAGAAGAUGAACAGGGCAUUGAGCUGGAAAAACCCUUGGAGAUUUUUGUCCGGGUGGACGAUGUGAAUGAUAACCCUCCUGUGUGUGAUGAAGCUGUGUUUGAAGUGCAGGAAAAUGAGCCCAUAGGUAGUCUGAUUGGUGUUCUGCCUGCUCAUGAUAGUGAUGAGGAGAACACACUGAACUCAUUACUAACCUACACACUCCUGAGCCAGACGCCUACCGAUCCAUCUGAGAAAAUGUUCACCAUCGACCAAGUAAAUGGUGAAAUCAAAGUAGCCAAUCAAAACUUUCAAAGGAAAAUUGUGUCUCAGUAUGAACUCACCUUCAGAGUGACUGAUCAAGUUUACACAACGGAAUGUAAAGCAAUCAUCAAGGUCAUCGACAUCAAUAAUGAAAUCCCUGUCUUCGAGAAAAAAGAUUAUGGGACCUACAGUGUUCCUGAACUGGCUGAAGUGGGCACCACUUUACUCACCAUCAAAGCCACGGAUGCAGAUGACCCAGGAACAGGAAGCUCUAGGGUGGAGUAUCACAUCUCUUCUGGAGAUCCACAUAACCUCUUCACUAUUGAGGUUGAUGAAUCCACUGGAGAGGGCAGAGUCUACAUCGCUCGGCCACUGGAUUACGAGCUCCAGAGCGUCUAUAACCUUCAGAUUGAUGCCCGUAAUCCUGAGCCCCUGGUCAAAGGAGUGGAAUAUAAUGAAAAUUCCACAGCAGUUGUUGUCAUUCAGCUAGUGGAUGUGGACGAGCCCCCAGAAUUUGAAGUGGACACUCUUAAUGUCAAUGUCCCAGAAAACAUCACGAUUGGAACCGUAUUAAUGAAAGCUGAAGCCAAGGAUCCAGAGGGAAAGACUAUCAAGUUAAAGAUGGAAGGAGAUGAACAUAAUUGGUUGGAGCUGGACGCUGAUACCGGUGAGCUGAAGACGAAAGCUGCUCUGGAUAGAGAGACGGUGGAGCAGAUCACUCUCACAGUCAUCGCUUAUGAGACAGAGGGAGACAAGCAGGAAGCUGAGAUGAAGGUGAAUAUUCACCUGCUGGAUGUGAACGACAACUACCCUAAACUUCAGUGGACACGGAACUACAUCUGCACGCAAGAAAUGAACCCCUUGACACUCACUGCUGUAGAUAAGGAUGCCGACCCCUAUGGAGAGCCUUUCACCUUCGCCAUUAACCGCAAGUCAGCAAACUUUGAGCUCAAACCUGUGGAUGGAACCUCAGUGAAGCUGAUUCUGAAGAAAAAGCCCACAAGUGAUCAGAACAUCAUUGUUCCCAUCAACAUCAAAGACAAUGCUGGGAUGGGUAUAACUCAAAAGUUUGAUGUGCGUGUAUGUAACUGCACUAAAUUGGGCUACUGUUACAUGGAGCCAGAAACUCACAGCUGGAAGCUUGGCAUGAGCAGCACCAUUGGCAUACUGGCAGGAAUAUUCGGCUUCAUCAUUCUGUUCCUGGCCAUUGUUAUUUACCGAAUCAAGAAGAAGGAUCAGAGGAGAGCAGCAGCUGGUGGAGAGACUGAGAGUAAAGCAAUGCUCUAGAGUCGAGAUAAAAUGUCAACACACACACACAUUUAUUUUGUAAAGUGGUUUAUUAUCAUUACAUAGACAUGUUCAAGAAUUGCAUCAUCUGACAGUAACUUAUUUGUCAUGUGACCUGGCAGUUUUAUUAAAUAUUUUAUAUUUAAAAGCUCUAAAUAUCUGACCUAAAUAUCCCCCUAGUGUUUAUAUUAUAAUAUAUAUAUAUAUAUAUAUCCCCCUAGUGUUUAAAAGGAACACAAAACCAGGUGUAUUCUGGUAAUUUUAAACAUUUGUGGUAUAUUUUUGGUACAGUAGAGUACUUUGAGACAUUGAGUAUAUGUUGUCAUAUUUCAUAUGGAUUAAACCUAUAAAAAAAAACUAAAUCUUAUAUUUAUUCCCCAUUAUCCAAGAAUCAGUGAAAAUGUGUUAAAAUCUUUCCAUGGGAUAGAUCUUUUUGUUUUUGACUUUUCUUCUAAAGCAUGUCUUGUGCAGGUCAAUGGCCAGGUUCUAUUAAAUGCCCUUCAGAUCUCUAGUGUAAUUCUUUACUGAAGAAGGUAAUUAUUGAAGAAGGUAUAAAAUUCACAGAAUGACAACAUUGCUUAUUUGACUGAAAAACUGAAAUUGUUCAUUCUGUAAAUAAAGUAAUACUUUGACCCAGA
Ctenopharyngodon idella (grass carp) is the source of this 3468-nucleotide messenger RNA. It is a transcript of the gene cdh17, whose product is annotated as cadherin 17, LI cadherin (liver-intestine). The record is from RefSeq and is a predicted model, not a curated record. Gene Ontology annotation, biological process: cell morphogenesis; homophilic cell-cell adhesion; cell-cell junction assembly. Lineage: Eukaryota; Metazoa; Chordata; Actinopteri; Cypriniformes; Xenocyprididae. Bases 305 to 2830 code for a protein of 841 amino acids. Gene Ontology annotation, cellular component: plasma membrane; catenin complex; adherens junction. Gene Ontology annotation, molecular function: calcium ion binding; cadherin binding. The transcript has 19 exons.